Suillus subaureus is the source of this 906-nucleotide messenger RNA. RefSeq names its product phosphatidylinositol N-acetylglucosaminyltransferase subunit C. The record is from RefSeq and is a predicted model, not a curated record. Gene Ontology annotation, biological process: GPI anchor biosynthetic process. The transcript has 6 exons. Lineage: Eukaryota; Fungi; Basidiomycota; Agaricomycetes; Boletales; Suillaceae. Gene Ontology annotation, cellular component: membrane; glycosylphosphatidylinositol-N-acetylglucosaminyltransferase (GPI-GnT) complex. Bases 1 to 906 code for a protein of 301 amino acids.
AUGUCAUCCGAAGCUGAAGGAUGGAACAAAGUGUUGUGGGAAAGGCAGCCUUUUCCUGAUAAUUACAUUCAUCCUCACUCUUUCCUCUCUUCCUUGAGGCGGAACCCUAACUUCAAGCCGUACACCUAUUGGCCACUGGUACUGCUAUGCUGUGCGAUCACGCAGCACUUAGCGACAAUCUUCACAUUCCUCGCAGUUUUUGUGAGGCUCAAGGAACGCUGGUUUGAUGCCCGUGUCCUGCUAUGGGUCUCGAUAGCUAGUUUUUUUGGAGGAUAUGCUCUGUAUGAGAUCCUUAGCUGUUCUAAUCCUGUUCGCGGCGCCUUCACCCGCUCCAAUACGAUCAAAUCGUCCCUUCUUGUUUUCCUCGCUUUGAUGGGAUUGUCACCUGUUUUGCGAACUUUGACCGCAGCAACGUCCUCGGACUCCAUUUGGGCGCUCUCAGCAUGUCUCUUCCUUCUCAACGCGUUGCUCGCCGAUUAUAGCUCCAUGAAACCGCGCCACAUUGACCCUGCUGUCAAUUCUCAUCUUCCGUGUAGACUAACAUCUGUACUAUCCAUGAAUGCCGCGAUCUCGUCAUCGGUUGUUUUGGCCUCACGACUGCCUGACGAUUUGGCCGUCUUUGUUCUUGUCUUGUUUGCUGUGCAAUUGUUCGCUCUUUUCCCGAUCCUGCGUCAUCGGCUUCAGGUCACACCACAAGUCGCACAGAUCCUCUUCACACUGACCCUGUGUAUACUGUCGUUCGCUCUAACGGUACCUUUGUCCGUUUCGGUUGCCUACAUCUACGCGGGCAUUUCGAUCACGGUGACGUUCGUUGCUCCGGGAGUCCUAGUCUGGGCAGCAGAAAUACAAAAAGCACGUCAUUUCAUAAGAGGACCGUGGGAUGUUGCAGUUCCGAGACUUAAUUGA